Colius striatus (speckled mousebird) is the source of this 713-nucleotide messenger RNA. Its product is annotated as cytochrome P450 11B, mitochondrial-like. The annotation marks the transcript as partial. The transcript has 5 exons. Gene Ontology annotation, molecular function: heme binding; oxidoreductase activity, acting on paired donors, with incorporation or reduction of molecular oxygen; iron ion binding. Gene Ontology annotation, biological process: cortisol metabolic process; C21-steroid hormone biosynthetic process; cholesterol metabolic process. Gene Ontology annotation, cellular component: mitochondrial inner membrane. NCBI's taxonomy places the organism in Eukaryota, Metazoa, Chordata, Aves, Coliiformes, Coliidae. The record is from RefSeq and is a predicted model, not a curated record.
CGGACCGCAGCAUCCAGCGGCUGUGCCAGGAGGUGGGGAGGGGGCGCGGGGGGGGCUACGGGGGCAUCAUGGCAGAGCUGCUGCUGCGGGGGCAGCUCCCGCUCGACGCCGUCAAAGCCAACGUCACCGAGUUCACGGCCGGCGGCGUGGACACCACCGCGGUGCCGCUGCUGUUCGCGCUGUUUGAGCUGGGCCGCAACCCGCCGGUGCAGAGCGCGUUGCGUGCGGAGCUGCGCGCGGCCGAGGCAGGGGCCGGGGGCGCGCGGCCGCUGCACGCGCUGCUGGGCGUGCUCCCGCUGCUGCGCGCGGCCAUCAAGGAGACCCUCCGGCUGUACCCGCUGGGCAUCACGGUGCAGCGGUACCCGGCCCGUGACGUCGUCCUGAACAACUACCGCGUGCCCGCGGGGACGCUGUGCCAGGUCGCGCUGUACGCCAUGGGCCGCAGCCCCGACGUGUUCCCGCAGCCCGAGCGCUACGACCCCACGCGCUGGCUGGGCCGCGACGACACGGCCUUCAGGGCCCUGGCCUUCGGCUUCGGCGCGCGCCAGUGCAUCGGGCGGCGCCUGGCCGAGGCCGAGAUGAUGCUGUUCCUCAUGCACAUCCUGCGGAACUUCUCCGUGGAGGCCGUGUCCACCGAGGACAUCCGCAUUGUGUUCCGCUUCAUCCUCAUGCCCGAGACGUCGCCGCUGCUCACCUUCCGCGCCCUGGACUGA